Messenger RNA from Staurois parvus, 444 nucleotides. NCBI's taxonomy places the organism in Eukaryota, Metazoa, Chordata, Amphibia, Anura, Ranidae. The record is from the annotation of a GenBank genome assembly.
AUGAUAUGGGGAUGUUUCUCAUACUACGGUGUUGGGCCUAUUUAUCGCAUACCAGGGAUCAUGGAUCCGUUUGAAUACAUCAGAAUACUUGAAGAGGUCAUGCUGCCUUAUGCUGAAGAGGAAAUGCCCUUGAAAUGGGUGUUCCAACAAGACAACGACCCCAAACACACCACUAAAUGUGCAACAUCUUGGUUCCAGACCAACAAGAUUGCCGUUAUGGAGUGGCCAGCCCAAUCCCCGGAUCUUAAUCCAAUAGAGAAUCUAUGGAGCAUUGCCAAGAGAAAGAUGAGAGACAUGAGACCGAACAAUGCAGAAGAGCUGAAGGCCGCUAUUGAAGCAUCCUGGUCUUCCAUAACACCUCAGCAGUGCCACAGGCUGAUAGCUUCCAUGCCACGGCGCAUUGAGGCAGUAAUUGCUGCAAAAGGGGCCCAAACCAAGUACUGA